Molecule: messenger RNA, 1987 nt
Organism: Oxyura jamaicensis (ruddy duck)
Lineage: Eukaryota; Metazoa; Chordata; Aves; Anseriformes; Anatidae
Gene: PSMD6
Product: proteasome 26S subunit, non-ATPase 6
Exons: 8
Coding region: 86-1255 (389 amino acids)
Biological process (GO): proteasome-mediated ubiquitin-dependent protein catabolic process
Cellular component (GO): proteasome regulatory particle
Molecular function (GO): protein binding
Source: RefSeq, a predicted model, not a curated record
GCGGGGCGCCGCUUCCGGCCGUCGCGGCUGAGUCACUGGGGCCGCGCCGCCGCCGCCGCCUCCUCAGCAGGGCCCCGCCGCCGCCAUGCCGCUGGAGAACCUGGAGGAGGAGGGGCUGCCCAAGAACCCCGACCUGCGCAUCGCCCAGCUCCGCUUCCUGCUCAGCCUCCGGCCCCGGGCGCCCGACCCCGCCGCGCGAGAUGAGCUGAUGGCGGCCGUGCGGCUGCACGACAUGGCUCCGUAUUACGAAGCGCUCUGCAAGUCUCUUGAGUGGCAGGUAGACACGGAGCUGCUGAACAAAAUGAAGAAAGCUAACGAGGAAGAGCUGAAACGUCUCGACAACGAAUUAGAGGAUGCUGAAAAGAUCCUGGGGGAGAGUGAAAUCCGAGAUGCCAUGAUGGCCAAAGCUGAGUACCUGUGCAGGAUCGGGGACAAGGAGGGAGCUCUGACUGCGUUCCGCAAGACUUACGACAAAACCGUGGCGCUGGGACAUCGCCUGGAUAUCGUGUUCUAUCUCCUAAGGAUUGGCUUGUUUUACAUGGACAACGACCUCAUCACGCGGAACAUUGAAAAGGCAAAAAGUCUAAUAGAAGAAGGCGGAGACUGGGAUAGGAGAAAUCGCCUAAAAGUGUACCAGGGUCUGUACUGUGUGGCUAUUCGAGAUUUCAAACAGGCAGCGGAGCUCUUCCUCGACACAGUUUCAACGUUUACGUCCUAUGAACUUAUGGAUUACAAAACGUUUGUAACAUACACCGUCUAUGUCAGCAUGAUUGCAUUAGACAGGCCUGACCUUAGGGAAAAGGUUAUUAAAGGAGCAGAGAUUCUGGAAGUGCUACAUAGUUUGCCUGCUGUCCGACAGUAUCUCUUUUCCCUUUACGAAUGCAGUUACGCAGCCUUUUUCCAGUCACUAGCUAUUGUAGAGCAAGAGAUGAAAAAAGAUUGGCUGUUUGCACCUCACUAUCGAUACUACGUACGGGAAAUGAGAAUUCAUGCAUACAGCCAGCUCCUCGAGUCUUACCGGUCGUUGACAUUAGGAUACAUGGCGGAAGCAUUUGGAGUCAGCGUAGAAUUCAUAGAUCAGGAGCUUUCAAGAUUUAUUGCAGCUGGGCGAUUACACUGCAAAAUAGACAAAGUAAAUGAGAUUGUAGAAACUAACAGGCCCGAUAGCAAGAAUUGGCAGUACCAAGAAACCAUCAAGAAAGGAGAUUUGCUGCUAAACAGAGUUCAGAAGCUUUCCAGAGUAAUUAAUAUGUAAUUUUUGUAAUGCAAGGGAAUGCAGAAUGUAGAUGUUUAAAACAUUUUGGAGGUAUCCUAUAAAUAUAUUGUAUAACUUGGUAUACUGUAGGUUAAAAAAAAUACUAGCAGGAGAGGUAGUGUUUUUACUUUCCACUUCAUUAUGUAAGCGAUGUUCUGUUUUGGUGUAUGGAUCCCAGUUCAUUUAUUAAAUGUAUGAUACAAUUGAUCUCUUGGAAUAUAUUUUGUUCCUUUACUUGCCUGCCUAGACAAAGUGUUCAAUAUUUAAUAGCAAAGCAGAAAGAACUAAUGGCAGUCCUACGGUUGUGUUUUUAAGGCUUCUGUUUUUGAAUCAAAAAUGAAAAGAAACAGUUGCAUAAUAACAGCCAAAAUUUUUAGCUGAGUUUGAAUGUUAUCCAGACACUGUACAUUUUUGUUAUGAGAAGGUUACAGUGUAAGGCAGAAGGAAUACGGAUGCAAAUGACUGGUAGAGCAAUAAUACAACCAUGAAAACUGUAAAGACUAUAAUUUUGGGAACACCUUGAACUAAAACAGCCUCUCCCUUACCGUGGCAUUUUAGCUGUUGAAAAGAAAGCUAGCCAAUUACCAAAGCACUACAUUUGAAAUUACUUCCUCUUAGAUCUGCAGCUGUCACAAGAUACUACUGCAGGUUAAGGCAAUUGAUCAACUACUGCAGAGGGUUAUGGUUUCAUUCCUGACAGGUGCUAAGGAAUAAAUAUCAUUUUGUCUUUUU